Messenger RNA from Moesziomyces aphidis, 1116 nucleotides. The record is from the annotation of a GenBank genome assembly. Lineage: Eukaryota; Fungi; Basidiomycota; Ustilaginomycetes; Ustilaginales; Ustilaginaceae.
AUGGCCAGUCCGAUCGCAAGCACCUCGAGGAACACCCUCGGCAGCCUGCUGAGGGGCAAGGUCUCUUCUUCCGUCUCUUCGCGCUCUGCCGUGCUCGCGCGCAAGCUCUCCACCGAAGUGCAGUCUUCCGCACCAACCGAUGGUGCCGCCGCCGCUGCUGCUGUUGCCGCCGAUGUUGUGACCGCUUCGAACCCCGCCACCGAGUCGCAAUUCUCGGACGAUGCCGUCGAGAGGCGUCGGCUGCGACGUGCUGUGAUGAACAACCUCUCCGACCUCGGCAGCACCCAGACACGAGCCACCUCGUUCCGCCCGCACAAGCUGCGUCUCAACCCGGUGGACGCACACCAGCUCACGCUCCAGCACCUCGUCGCCUCCACCGCCCAGGUGGGCCACUCGCUCUCGUCGCUCAAGGCCGCCAACCAGCCGUACAUCUACGGCCAGCGCCAUGGCGUGGCGAUCUUUGAUCUGGAGCGCGCGACGCUGCCUGCGCUGCGUCGUGCAGCGGCGGUGGUCAAGGCGAUUGCCGAGCGCGACGGCGUGAUCCUGUUCGUCGGCACGCGUCCAGGUCAGCAGGCUGCCGUACUGGCUGCAACCAAGCGUCUCGGGGCCAACGGAUUCCAUGUGACCGCCGAGCGAUGGAUGCCCGGUGUGAUCACAAACGCUCCCAAGCUCCUCGCUUCUGCCAUCCUCAAGUCAAUGGCGGAUCUCGACCCUUCCGGUAACGCCAACACCAACAGGCUCGCAUCGCGGACCCUCCAGCCUGACCUUGUCGUCGUGCUCAACCCCGUGGAGAACGCGUUUGCAAUCAGGGAGGCUACGCAGGCCAACAUCCCCACCAUCGCCAUCACCGACUCGGACGUCGACCCCAGAUGCGUCACCUACCCGAUCCCUGCCAACGACGACUCGAUCCGCAGCGUCGAAUUGAUCAUCGGCGUGCUGUCCAAGGCCGGUCAGGAGGGCCUGCGCGUGCGCGCCAAAAAGCUCGACGAGGCAGACAAGAUCGAACGCAAAGUCACCAAGGCGCUCAACCACAACAUCGACGGCGCCAACUUUGAUCCACGCACCCGCGGCGCGCCCACCCUCAGGCGCCACGACGACGACGACGAAGACGCAUAG